Symbiodinium necroappetens is the source of this 372-nucleotide messenger RNA. The record is from the annotation of a GenBank genome assembly. Lineage: Eukaryota; Dinophyceae; Suessiales; Symbiodiniaceae.
AUGGUUCACAUCCCCAGGCGUACCAUUUCUUACUUUGAUUCGCUGAGCCUGCCGGUCCCAAAGCUCUUGGGCCAGAGGCUCACCGAAUUCAUGGCGGCCGAGGUCACGUCUUUUCCUGGUCGCCUAGAUCUGCAAGUGGACAACCGUCUGCCGCAACAAAAAAAUUCGUCGGACUGCGGCAUUUUCAUGCUUGUUUAUGCUGAGUGUCUCGUCAUGGACCUUCCAAUUGGACUUGACACCUUCCUGUCAGGCAUCGAGGAGAAGCGCCUCGCCAUCGCGCUGGCCAUCCUUGAGGGCAAGCUGAGUCUCACAAGCAGGGAGCGACGGCAGGAAAACACGAGCUGCCCAGCUUCACCACCAUUUCUUUGGUAG